This is a messenger RNA of Parnassius mnemosyne (clouded apollo), 1305 nucleotides long. The record is from the annotation of a GenBank genome assembly. Lineage: Eukaryota; Metazoa; Arthropoda; Insecta; Lepidoptera; Papilionidae.
UUGCACUUCACUGAAGAUUUGGAGAACUUAAAAAAUAAUAAGCCUUGUUCCUCAGCGCUUGUUAAACUUAGACCUUUCAUAGACAAAAAUGGUAUUAUUCGCGUCGCAGGCCGACUCUCAAACUCUAACGAGCACUACAACUACAAAUAUCCAUAUAUCUUACCUCGUCGCGAUCGUGUUGUUGAAUUGCUUAUUGAACAUUAUCAUAAGAAGCAUUUACAUGCCGGCCCAGAAUUGCUUAUGUCCUUACUUAGAAAUAAAUGUUGGAUACUCGCUGCUAGACGAAUAAUUCAUCACAUUAUACACAAGUGCAACACUUGUUUCAAAUCUAAACCGCGUGCAAUUUUACCGCUAAUGUCUGAUCUACCUAGUCAGCGUGUAAAUCAAGCUGAAAAGGCUUUUACUCAUGUGGGAUGUAAUUACGCAGGCCCAUUGCAGUACACGCAUCUUCGUGGUCGUGGUAUAAGAAGCCGCAAAGCAUGGCUUUGCGCUUUCACAUGUUUGACAACCCGCGCUACACAUAUAGAUGUAGCAACAGAUUUCAGUACCGUGUCAUUUCUGGCCGCCUUGAAACGAGUUCUUUCUCGUCGGGGGCCUAUUAAAUGCCUUUAUACAGAUAACGGGACGUGCUUCGUAGGCACACAUUCUUAUUUAAGGGAUUUUUAUAAACUUAUCGAUAAGGAGCUUAAUCCUCGACUUCACGAGGAGCUGGAUGAAAACCGCAUUGAAUGGAAAUUUAUACCACCCGCGUCUCCCCAUUUCGGUGGAUGUUGGGAGAGUAUGAUAAAGGUGAUCAAGUCGCAUCUCUUUAAAGUGAUAGGUCAACAAAUUCUUUCUUACGAAGAGCUCUUAACGGUUUUAACGCAAAUCGAGGCUCUCCUCAACUCACGUCCGUUGACGUCUAUGAGUUGUGAUCCUGCAGAACCAUCUGCGCUUACGCCUGCUCAUUUUCUAAACUCAUUCCCACUGUCAUCAUUUCCAGGUUAUCCCACUGACUCUACUAGCUUAAUCCAACGACAUUCUCUUUUAGACAGCCCCGUCCAGUCUUUCUGGCAACGAUGGCGUAGUGAUUACUUGCAUAAACUGCAGGUUAGGGCUAAAUGGAAUUCACUUGCGGCUCCCAUACUCGUGGGGACUGUGGUAGUUAUUAUGACGGAUAAUGCACCGCCUCUAUCUUGGCCCCUAGGAGUCGUGGAGAAGGUGCACCCUUCUAAAAAUAGGAUAGUCCGCGUUGUAACCGUUAAGACCGCUAAAGGCAGUUUCGUACGUCCGGUUGUGCGUUUAUGCCCAUUACCAAACCAAUAA